This is a messenger RNA of Mus pahari (shrew mouse), 189 nucleotides long. Its product is annotated as keratin-associated protein 20-2-like. The record is from RefSeq and is a predicted model, not a curated record. Lineage: Eukaryota; Metazoa; Chordata; Mammalia; Rodentia; Muridae. Bases 1 to 189 code for a protein of 62 amino acids. The transcript has a single exon.
AUGUGCUACUACGGAGGAUACUAUGGAGGCCUAGGCUGUGGCUAUGGCUGUGGCUAUGGUGGCUAUGGCUGUGGCUAUGGUGGCUAUGGCUGUGGCUAUGGCUGUGGCUAUGGUGGCUAUGGUAGCUAUGGCUAUGGCUGCUGCCGCCCACUGUGCUGUAGAAGAUACUGGUCCUGUGGCUUCUACUGA